AUGAUCCUUUCAGAAGGCGUUCCCAUGACAAACGGUGAGGUGUUUUCGCUGCUUCGCCGUCGACGUGAUGAGCGGAACGGGAAACAUCAGCCGUCGUUUGGGCUUCAGUUCCUUGGGAACAGCAGCAUUGCUCAACAGCAGAGCCAGCGGAUUACUGCCCCGAAAGCAGGUAGUCAAUCGAUGGCAACUGCCACCCAAUCCAAUUUCUUUUAUCCACCCGAUGCGGUUCUAAAGUCUUCUGAGGCCUCCUAUUCGGGUUUCAUGUCCACACCACCUGUGGGUCUCUUAAAUCCCCCAAAGAACAGCGCAUUACUUGCAUCACCCGCUGCGUCUCAUCUGGUGGUACUUUUAACGGAGGUGAGAGUGCUGCGUUACCUAAGCCGCUACUCCACCAUUAGUGGCAAUGAUGGUGUUCGGGCAAUUUACGGCCCUUCAAGCAUUUAUAACAGGCAACCCUGUCGUCUCCGUACCGCUUGUGCUAGUAGACUGGAGGCCCACGCUGAUGAGCAGGCGGAGAACCAACAACUCGCACCAGCAGCUGCGUGUGAAAAUGAAGAAGGUAGAAAUGAAGAUAGCGUUGAUAAGAGUAUUGGCGCUUUUGAUGAUUCGGUGCAGGCGGAGGCCUUACGACUGUUGGAGAAGCAUCGGCCAGGAACUGUCGGCCAUGUGAGAGGGAUGGAGUCACUACUCUCACUAUGGGAACAACAAGGCCGUGAUGCAGAGCGGGAAAGUGCCGCACGACUUAACGUUGUGUUGCGUGAGUUGCAGAGGCGUGUUGGAGUAGCAAACCAGAACGGCGAUGAAUCGCCAGCUUCAGGGAAGGACGAAGGCAAGUGGCAUGAAAGGCGACCUGUGGAAGAUCGAGCCCGUAAGUUGUUUGCUCAGCCUACUGUUCCACUCGCGAUGUUUCUCAGUGAUCAGCAUCCGGUAGCCAGUGGUGCAAGUGCAGGUCGACUUAGUAGGGGCGGUGUCACCUUCAUUGAUGCUGCCACACCCGAGCCUCGACGCCGCCAGUGGACGGAGCAGGAUGUAAUGCAACUCGUCAUUGCCAGGCCAAAGAAUAGUCUUGACGUGUAUAGGGUUGUGGAAGAUUUGGAGCAAUACACGGGAGAUAAUGAGGAGCUUUCAGCCUUUCUUGAGAAGGGUAUUUUGGAGGCAUUCGCCUAG
Molecule: messenger RNA, 1167 nt
Organism: Trypanosoma brucei brucei TREU927
Lineage: Eukaryota; Euglenozoa; Kinetoplastea; Trypanosomatida; Trypanosomatidae
Exons: 1
Coding region: 1-1167 (388 amino acids)
Source: RefSeq, a predicted model, not a curated record